AUGAGCCAGGUCUUGAUUUACGUGGGUCCCAGUCCACUUCUCGAACUAGCCAACUACCAUGUCCUGAGCCGGUUGCUCUCCUACAUACCAUGGCUGGCUCCCGUUCCCCCGAAGCGAGUAUUGGGCACCUUCGGCGCACUCAUAGCCGCUGUCGAGGGGCUGAAUGGUCUCGGAAUAGCAUUCACCAGCAACCCUGACGGGAACCAGCAAGGCUUGGGUCAAGGCCUAGUCGUAGCUUCUCUGGGUGUUCAAAUCUGUGUGAUUGCCUGCUUCAUGGUGAUAACCAGCGUCUUCCACCGGCGCUGCCACAAAGCCAACAUCCAGAACAAGGCCAUCCCCGCCCUUCCACUGACCCUGUACCAGAGCACAGCUUUUAUUGUCAUGCGCAGCAUCUACCGCCUCGUGGAGCACGCGGGAAACAGCAACCUAGACCUUAACAACCCUGAUGAGCUCCGGUCCCUGAGCCCUCUCUUGCGGUACGAAUGGUACUUCUAUGUCUUUGAGGGCACCACGAUGCUGUUAAACUCACUGGUGUGGAACAUAUGGAAUGCGGGCCGCUUUCUUCCGAAGAAUGCGAAGACAGUCUUGGCGCAGGAUGGGAAGACGGAAAUUGACACUCUUGAAGAGGUGACAGGACCUGAAGAACAGCCUUCAGCUUUGGCUCAGAUUUUGUACUUGGUCAUGCAGGCCCUGACUUUGGGUAUAUGGGGUCUUGUGUUCCCCAAGAAGGAGGGCAGGAAAGAAGUAGAGCUACUUGAAAGGCCCGGUGUUUAA
Aspergillus melleus is the source of this 774-nucleotide messenger RNA. Its product is annotated as putative RTA1 domain protein. The transcript is spliced from 2 exons. The coding region runs from base 1 to 774 and encodes 257 amino acids. The record is from RefSeq and is a predicted model, not a curated record. Lineage: Eukaryota; Fungi; Ascomycota; Eurotiomycetes; Eurotiales; Aspergillaceae. Gene Ontology annotation, cellular component: membrane.